This is a messenger RNA of Camelina sativa (false flax), 1072 nucleotides long. Its product is annotated as gibberellin 20-oxidase-like protein. Lineage: Eukaryota; Viridiplantae; Streptophyta; Magnoliopsida; Brassicales; Brassicaceae. The record is from RefSeq and is a predicted model, not a curated record.
UAUAUAUAUACACACGAAUAAAACCUAUUUGGAGCACCAAAACGAAACUAAGUUGUAUCCCAAACAGAAUUGUGGAACAACAUUCAUAAUCAUCAUUUGAAGGUAAUUAAUGUCUUUGGAACUUCCGGUGUUUGACAUUUCAAAGCCUCUAAGCGAGUCAUCGUUGUCGUCACUACAAGAUGCGUGUAAGGAGUGGGGUUUCUUCUACGUGACCAACCAUGGCGUUUCCGGCGACAUGUACCAAAAACUCCGGCGAUUCUCCGGUGGAGUUUUUGGUCUAGGAGACGAGGAAAAAAUGAAGAUGGGUGCACCUAAUUACACUCCCCGUUUCAUUGCAUCUCCUUUCUUCGAAAGCCUCCGUGUCUCCGGUCCAGAUUUCUACGCCUCGGCCAAGUCUUCCGUGGAUGCUUUUUCUGACCAAGCUACCUAUGAAGAGUUCAGUGGGUUGAUGAAAGAAUAUGGAGAAAAGAUGACGGAACUAUGCGAGAAGAUAAUGAAAGCAAUCCUCUCUAGCUUCGGAGACGAUCUUAUUAACAAAUACUACGAAUCCGAGUUUGGCAACUGUCAUGGCUACUUCAGGAUCAACAACUACACAAUCCCUUCGGAACAAGAUGAUCACGAUGAUCAAGAUUUGAUCGAAGGGCUAGGAAUGCACACCGACAUGAGUUGCAUCACGAUCGUUGAUCAAGACGACAUCGGAGGUCUUCAAGUCAGAUGCAAAGACGGGGUUGGUAUGAUGGAUAUUAACCCUAAAGACGAAGCUCUCGUCGUCAACGUCGGAGAUUUGUUGCAUGCAUGGACCAAUGGACGGCUGAGAUCGUCUCAGCACAGAGUUGUCUUGAAACGACGUGGUUUCGUCGGUAACAGAUUCUCAAUAGCUUUCUUCUGGUGCUUCGACGAUGAGAAAGUCGUGUUUGCCCCUGAUGAAGUCGUGGGAGGUUGUGAAGGUAUGAGGAUGUUUCGGUCAUUUAAGUGUGGGGAUUACUUGAGGUUCAGAGAGAGUAAUGAGAAAGGCAAGUUCGAGAAGGUUGGGGACACGGUCGAAGACUUUGCACGAAUUGAAUUGAAUUAA